Gigantopelta aegis is the source of this 5646-nucleotide messenger RNA. Its product is annotated as ran-specific GTPase-activating protein-like. The transcript has 6 exons. Lineage: Eukaryota; Metazoa; Mollusca; Gastropoda; Neomphalida; Peltospiridae. Gene Ontology annotation, biological process: nucleocytoplasmic transport. The record is from RefSeq and is a predicted model, not a curated record. Gene Ontology annotation, cellular component: cytoplasm; nuclear pore. The coding region runs from base 106 to 831 and encodes 241 amino acids. Gene Ontology annotation, molecular function: GTPase activator activity.
UGGCAUCAGCGGAUCAUAUGACGGAAAUUGGUGAAGAAAAGCGGGAAUAGAGUGUUUUAUUUUCGAUUUUUGAUAACUAAUCUACAGUAAUCCUUCUUAUUAACAAUGGCAGAUGAAAAGGAAGAAGUUAUUGACUCGCCAGAUAUCCACUUUGAACCAGUGGUAUGUUUGCCUCAAGUUGAACUGAAAAAUAUGGAAGAAGAUGAAGAGGAGUUACUGAAAUUACGGGCCAAGCUGUUCCGUUUUGAUAAAGAAGCUGAGCCGGCUGAGUGGAAGGAGCGUGGAACGGGCGACGUGAAGCUGAUGAAACACAAAGUGACGCGGAUGAUCCGGAUCAUCAUGCGAAGAGACAAGACACUAAAGCUCUGUGCUAAUCAUUACGUGAUGCCGUAUAUGGAUCUGAAGCCAAACUGUGGUAGUGAUAAAGCUUGGGUAUGGACAACAACUGCAGAUUUUGCUGACGAGGAGAAGAAAACUGAAUUGCUUGCCAUCAGAUUCGCAAAUGCAGAAAAUGCACAAAAAUUUAGAGAAAAGUUUGAAGAGAGUAAAGAAAUUAUGGAAGAGGUCUUGAAGAAGGAAAAAAUAAAUGAAAAUGGCAUAAGAGAUGAAAACAAAGGUACUAAAGAUGAAUUGAGUAAUGAAGCUGAAUCAAAUUCACCGCAGAAAAAUGUGGAAGGAGAUGCAUCGAAAGACGACAGUGAUAAAAUUUCAGAAAAACUUGGUGAAUUAUCAGUGACUGAUUCUGGUGAUAAGAAUGCUAGCAGUAACGGUGACAAGGGUAGCACUGACUGUGUACAGAACACUGGAGACUCGACAACUAAAGAGGACUGAAAGUAAUACGAGUGUUUUUAAGCUAAAACGUUGUGCUCUGUGAGAAUCCCAUUUCAUUUACAACAGUGUUUUACUCUGGAAUUACUACUUGGCGUAAUCGACAAGCUGAUCAGGAAAUUUAACAUCAUAAAGACUGAAAACUGAAAUAGUUUGACGACGACCUCUUAAAAUUGUCGAAUGAGAGCAGUCAUUUGACAUUUUUGUGAUAAGAUUGACAUGAUUGUUUACACAAAUAAGAAUAUUAGUGGAUGUAUUAGCAGCAAAGAAUGUGUGCUUUAGAGCUUGUUCAUUAUUGAUUACCUAUAUCUGACUUGGUUAAUAACUACAUAAAGCUUGGAAGUGGUUAUAUUGUAUCCUGAUGACAUCCUCUGUUUUUGAUAUUAUACACCUUGAAAUUAAUUUAGCAUCACCUAAAUUGUAUUGCAAGUAAAUGGCGCCUAGAAGCAGUUGUCUAUGCUGAUAGGGGUAAAGCCAGAUAUUGACAAUUUUUACAUGUUCUGUAUCUACUCCGUAUUUAUUAAAAUGGCAUGAAUGAAUUACUUAACGAAACCACAUAAAUGUGGUGUCAGCUCCAUAGUUAAUUGCCAUACAUUUUCACACACAUAUUUAUAGUUUGUCUUGUCCACUAGAAUGUGUUCAGUGUGUCGUUAAAUAAAACAUUUCCUUCCCGUCCACUAGAAUACAUUCAAUAUUGAUGCAAUGUCGGUGUUACUUGCUGUCUAUCAUUUUUGAAAUAUCCCCUGUAUACACACAGCAUCAGGGAACAUUUAGUUUUUUUUAAUCUUGAGUAACGGUAUUUCUUGUUGAUUGACAAUUGAUUACCAACUGCUGUUUAAUGUUUUAAAAUUGUGUAGCGAUCUUUGAAACUUAUGUAGCGAAUCGCAACGUGACACGAAUAAAAUGUUCCCUGAAAAUUUGGUUUUAUAUCCACGAAAUGUUCACAAUUACUUGCAAAGUAUUAAGUAGUGAAACGUAGGUGGUGCUUAAUUAAUUUCUAGGCAUAUGUUAGUAUUUGGUGUAUGGUCAACCUAGAUGCUCUUUGAAACUGUGUGCUAUGAUUUCAUGUCCAGUUGCUGUUAAACAGAUUCGUUUUGUAUUUGGUUUGCAUAAGGAGAACUAACGAAUUGUCAUGUGUGUAUACAUUGUAUGUAGCAGGGUUCAAACUGUCAUUCACCAUAUUGUUCAUAACCAAUGGAGUUUGAAGUUGGCAAAUAUUUUUAUAUUUUCCAAACGGCUUAAAUUGAGAAUUGUUUAACAAGUGUGUACAUGUAUGUAUUUGCAUUUCGUUUCGUUGAGUAAACAAAUAUUGCCAAAUUGCUGGCAAUACACUUUGUGUGUGUGUGUACAACUUAAGUCUCCAUUUGUGAAUUUAUGUCAUCUGUUGUCAUUAUGGUAAUACUGUAAUGGUUUCCCAUAAUCCAAAUUGGUGGAGCAAUUAAUACAUCCACUCAGAUUUUUUCAUGGCAAGGUCUAAUAAUGUCUUCCCACGUAUAUCUUGUUUUCUCUUACACAAUUAUUGUUUUCUCUGCUUUCUUUUUCUUUCCUGGCACAAAGUAUUGUGGUUCAUUACAUUUGUUCAUGUCAUUACAUUUUAACAUGAAUGCCUACUUUGUCAACUAGUGUUCAAAUGGGUAGGAUUGCCUAUAAGAAUUUGUUAACUCUGUAUGCUGCCCAGUGUUACAGUGUCUGGGACACUAGACAGGAUCUGCUGCCUGGUGGAAGCACCUAUAUCUCUGUCCAAAUUUAGAUCGGGGUGUCCCCACUAUCUUACUACUAACUGUAAUAAUUUAAACCCACCCAAAAUGUUUCAAUAAUUGUGGAGGUACCAUGUUUCAAUGCAGCCAGUAGUGUUUAAAAACUAAUCCUUUAUACUUUAGAGAGGGAGGGAGGGGUUAUUUAAGCAUUUUGGUUUUUUUCAACUAAUUGAUUUUAGUUGUUGAUGUAUUCCAUAGGUACCUUUAUUCAAGAUAGUUUUUUUUGUGAUCUUCAUCUUUCUCAAAAAAAUUUUUAUUUGUAAAAGGGUUCUUGUAUUUCACUGGUUAUCAGAAAGUACAUUUUUAUCCACAUAUUUUCGAAGCUAUCUUGGCAUGACAAUAUCGAAAACCGGCAUAGCCUUUGACUAAUAAUAUAACCCCUGAUGGGUUUACGAUACUGUCGCACUGGAAUAGCUUUGAAAAUAUGGGCCCAGGUUUAUUUGACUGUUUAUUUUGUGCAUUGUAAUGAUUUUGUUUUCACCAGUUGUAUAAUUCUGAUCACCUGCUGUAUAAUCUGUUUCAAAAUGAGAUUCUUGUAUGAUGUCCUUUUUGAAAAAUAUAUUUAUCCUGUGGUCAAAUAACUUUACCACACAGACAUUUGCCAUAAAGGCAGGUGUUAAAAGUAGCUACAAGCAAACAUUUUUUUCGGUUCCUGCCUAUUUAAAAUAAACUACAUGUACAGUUUGUAAAUUUGGAUCUAAUUGUGUUUUGAGAUGUGGUAAAAAUAGUCGAUUGAAAUUGUUGAAAAUCAGUUGUUGGGACUAAUGUGUUACACAACUUGUACUUGUGUUAUUAAUAUUCUGUCUGUGGAUUUUUUUUACUGCUGCUAUUGUCUUUCAUCCUAUGUAAAUCAUUGGGUUUCAUUCAUUCUAUCAAAUCUUGCAAGUCUGCCACCAGUUAUGGGUGUUCAUCACAGGGUUUGACAAAUCCACUGGCCCUUAAGUGUCCCGGCUAGUGAAUUUUUGGUCUGUGUUAGUGGAAAUUAUCAGCUGUAAUACUAUAGUACAUAGGACACUAUCCAAAGCUUCCGUAAGGGCUAGGAAAUUUCUCAAACAUUUGUCAAACACUGGUUCAUUAUCAUUGAAAGUGCAUGCAGGAGGCUGGUAGAAAAGUAAGACUUGGGCGAAACUGGUUUCCGGGCAAAAGAUUUUUCCAACCCUGAAGAGUAUCUAUUGAGAAUGGUGAAGUGUAUAAUUGUAAGCAUGAAAAGUAGGCAGCAGUGGCACUAGCAGUAGCUGUUAAAGGUCUCUGCCAACAGUUAACUUAAGAACUCGUCUGAUAUUGUAUUUAAGUCUGCUAAUUCUGUUCAGUAUUGCUGUACCGUGUCAUCUCUUUUAUGUUAGUUGAAUUGACAUUACUUAUUGUUUUAAAUCACCAUUGGUGUUUGAAAAUGCUCAGAAUUUGUCAGUUAGAAAUGUACCUACCUAAGGUGUUUAUGGUACAUGUUCAUAAUGUAUGUGAAUGUCUCAGAAUUUGUCAGUUAGAAAUGUACCUACCUAAGGUGUUUAUGGUACAUGUUCAUAAUGUAUGUGAAUGUCUCAGAAUUUGUCAGUUAGAAAUGUACCUACCUAAGGUGUUUAUGGUACAUGUUCAUAAUGUAUGUGAAUGUCUCAGAAUUUGUCAGUUAGAAAUGUACCUACCUAAGGUGUUUAUGGUACAUGUUCAUAAUGUAUGUGAAUGUCUCAUCCUUACUCAGGCUUGUAAUUGAGCCUCAUAACAGAAGCAAAAUAUGGCCUGCUGUUAUUAUUUUAAAGUUUCUGCUAAGAAAAAACAUGGCCUACUGCAAAUAAAGACAACGUGGAGUGGUGGGGGUUGGGAUAGUGUGUCAAAAAUUAACACCUCCACAAUGUAUUUUAGAACAUUAAGCAAUUAAACUGUCCUCAGUGGCGUCGUGGUUAAACCAUGCAUUAAGUUCAGUUUAAAGAAAGGAUAUUCAUUCUUAAUGAACAGUUCAAGAGUUGAAUCAAUCAAGAGAGUUGAAAUAAGUGUUGAUUAAAAAAUAUUAAUUUCUUCACCUCCCAUUGUUUUUAGCUUAAAAUGGCGUUAUGAAUUUAAGUAAUUGGUAUUUUCUGUGGUAAAAUGAAGUCUUUGUUUUUAAUACUGAUCCACUUGUUCAGAGUAUAUUGGGUGAUGUAUAGUAUUCCUUACCGGAGAACUUCUUGAAUCUGAAUCCGUUUAGGAAAUGGGUAUCUACUGUUUAUGAAAGUCGAAGAGUUUUCAUCGAAAAACGCAAUAAACGCCACUAUACACAUCCAAUCCUAAAAACAUUUUUAUUCCAAACCACCAUAAACACUACACCAGUUUAUCUGCAAUCUGCAAUAUAUCCUCGGACAAUCGUAUCACGUUUUGCUGAAAAUUGAAUUUGAACUUGUGUGUUCGUCUAUGUGUGAACAGUGUCCCGAGUGGUGUUCGCAUAAUGGUUUUUAAUAUGGCGUUUAUCACGUUUUGCGAUGAAACUCUCAAGUGUAUUUAUAGGUAUUACAAACCAGAUAUUACGUGAAGUGAUGUCCAUUCAGUGGUGAAAUGACAAUCUGAUGCUAAACGUGGUAGUAUUUCUAAAGUUAAUAUUACAAUUACAGCCCUGGCAAUUACCCACGAUUAUUGUCGAUGCCAUGGUGUGUUCAUUUUUCCAAGUCAUUUAUUUCUCCAUAGCAUGGUUUCUUCCAGAGGGUACAGAGGGUAAAAUUACGUACCCUAAAAUGUGUCAAAUUUCAAAGUAUUUGCAACUCGUUGCCACCAAAUAGGGACAAUUUUAAUCAGUUUUGUUUUUAUAUUACAUACCCUCACAUUAAUUUCUGGCACAAAUCCUGCAUGUAACUUCAGUUUACCUAUAUCAGUUCUUUUUAUUAUUUUUUGGUAAUACUGACAAAUGAAACACUUCGAACACAUUACCUGAAAAGAUGCAGUGAAGACUUUAUUUGUUCACAGCAUAUUGUUUGCUAUAGCCAUUUUGUGAAUUGCCAGGGUUGGAGUAUUGUAGUGCUGCAUCAUGAAUGUACGUCACAACAUACAAACUGUGAUAGAUGGAUUUGUUAAAUGUAUUAAACCAAGUUAAAUUCCA